UGAACACAACAGCCACAAACCAAAGAGGAAGAAGGAAAGCCUGAUGAAAAUGCAGGAAGUGAUGAAGUGGAGUCGGAGGAAUAAGUACUCGGCGUCAAGAAAACGUUGAUAUACUUUAUGCUAAGAUGGCUUGCUUCGAGAGCGAGAAGAGCAGCCUGGAGGAUGACUCGUGUUUUGGUGGGUUGGGCACGUCUCCAUUGUCUAACUGUGCGUUGGCUAUGCUGGAGAAAGAGAGCGGCGAUUCUGUGUUGAGUCCCACGGAAAGCUCAGUGGGCCUCGGGGCCUCCACCGGCCUGCCGGUUGGUGCCCCGCCACAGGGCUAUGAUGUGGAGUUCGACCCUCCACUGGAGAGCAAGUACGAGUGCCCAAUCUGCCUCAUGGCCCUCAGGGCAGCCGUUCAGACGCCCUGCGGCCACCGAUUCUGCCGCUGCUGCAUCGAGAAGUCCAUCCGCGAUACAGGGCAGAGGUGUCCGGUGGAUAACGAAGUACUUCGGGAAGAUCAGCUGUUCCCGGAUAACUUUGCCAAGCGGGAGAUCCUCUCCUUAACGGUCCGCUGCCCCAACGUAGGCUGCACGGAUAAAAUGGAGCUUCGCCGCUUGGACAGCCAUGUAACGAAGUGUGAGUUUACCAGCGUGGCAUGCCCGCUGUGCCAGGACGCGGUGUGGAAAAGCCGCCUGGAGGAGCACAAAAGCCAGCACUGUCUGCGUCGACCUGCCUCGUGUAAAGACUGUGCAGAGACAUUCGUUUUUGAGAACACCAAGCUUCAUGAGUCGCUGUGUCCUUUUGCCAGCGUGGUGUGUCAAUACUGCAGUAUGGAGCUCAUCAGAGACCAGUUGGAACCUCACUAUGACACAGAGUGUCCGAAAGCUCCAAUUGCCUGUACCUUCAGCGCCUUUGGGUGUCGGGAGAUGAGCCAGAUGCAGCGCACCGACCUGGCACAGCACAUGCAGGAGUUCACACAGAUGCACAUGCGCUACUUGGCCGAGUACCUGCGGAGCCACAGCCUCACCGGCUGCGCCCGGCCACCUCCGCAGCCUUCUCUCGAGGACAGGGGGGGCGCGGCAGAGCCCGGGGCAUGCCGAGGAGCCAGCGGCACGAGCGCCCCCUGUCAGUGCUGUGGGCAGCUGCAAACCAUGAGGGAGACCACCCAGCAGCUCGAGGGGCGACUCGUCCUUCAGGACCACCAGCUACGCGAGUUGACCAUCCAGGUGGGACAGGUGGCGGAGCUGCGUCGCAAGGUCUGCUCCCUGGAGGAGAGCCUGAAGGAGCUGGAGGCCAAGCAGUGCCAGGGGGUGUACGUGUGGCCCCUGGAGGGCUUCUCCGGCUACCUCCGCAACCAGGCGGCCGGACAGACGGUGGUGGUGCACAGCCCGGGCUUCUACACCGGACGGCCGGGCUACAAGCUGUGCCUCCGCCUGCACCUCCAGACGCCCUCGGCCCAGCGCUGCUCCAACUACAUCUCCCUAUUCGUGCACACCAUGCAGGGCGAGUUUGACGGGCAGCUCUCGUGGCCGUUCCAGGGCACCAUCCGGCUGGCGGUGCUUGACCCGAGCCCCGAGGGCCAGCACCACGUGGAGGUGAUGGAGACCAAGCCUGACCUGCAGGCCUUCCAAAGGCCCACCAUCCAGAGGAACCCCAAGGGCUUCGGCUACGUCACCUUCAUGCACCUGAACCAGCUGCAGCAGCGGGGCUUCGUGCACGACGACACGCUGCUGGUGCGAUGCGAGGUGAUCCCGCGCUUCGAAGGCACCCUGAGGCGGGAGGGGGUGGCCAUGCAGCCCAGAGGGCCGGAGGGCUCGCUCUGACGGCACGGAAAAGACAAGUGACACCCUUACGACGCUUCGGUGCAGUGUGCCAAUGAGUUUUGGGGCGGCGGGGUCGUUUGCACUGGGUUUUCCGCUGAGGCCCACCGGCACCAUGGGAAAUUUGGCCUUUGCUGUAGGUUUGGAGAGGCUGGACGUCUGAAGUGUCGGUUUCCUCGACGUGGCACCUUAAGUCCUCCAAAUCGCUUGCGUUGGGUCGUCUUGAACAUGACUGCUCACAACUGUUUUGGGGUCAUUAAAUAUUAUUUGAAUGACUUUGCGAUUAGCACAAGCAUAAUGUUGAGGUUUGUAUAUCAGGAAUUCUAAUUUUGCAAUUUUCUGAAUGUACACGGAUGUGCCAGGUUGAUCUGUAAGCCAGAGGAAAGCCAGUGUUGGACCUGCCUGUCGUUCUGGUCCGUUGUGCAUUUGGAUGAUUGGCAUUUCACUGGUUUUCUGGGUGGAGGGUCACCAAGGGAGCAUGGAGCAACAUUUUAACACGUGCCUAAACACUCAGUGGUUGGGUGUCCCUUUCCUCUGCUACAACAUUCACAUUCAUUUCAAGUCAUUCACAAGGCAAACAUCUACCCAGUCUCAUCAAAUAAGACAAGGGAUUUUAGCCGAGAGGCUUGUAGCCCGUCAACCGGCUGUCUUCUCCUGUGUUGAAGUCCUUAAUGAAUGAUGUUAAAGUAAUGGGUUGUAUAUGAUGGUCGUUGUGAGAUGUCCUGCUACACUUUACGAAGUGCUCCCCAAUCAUGGUCUUCAAUGUUAUUAAGCUUUUUUGUCAGCUAGUUACACACUCGUGUAUUCGGAGGAACACAGAAUCAACUAGUCCACGAAAUACAGGGCCGCAGAGUUGACGCACAGUUCAUCUGCCAAUCAGCAUGCUGUUCUAGGAUGCUGAACUAAUGUUACUGAAGACACUGCUAAGAAACAGGCUUUGCUUUGUAUAUUGCCCCACAGGAAAAAAGUUACUCUUGGAUCGAUGUUUGGUGCUUAUCAACCAGCGGUCUGAUUCUCUAUCUGAACACUGACCCUGAUCCAGUUUAUUCAUACCAAGAGGGGAAAUCGCCAAUGGCCUAGGGAGAGUUGCCAGUUGGGAUCAAAUGAAUGCCUUUGUAUUCCAAGUCAGACAGAGUGGAUGCUUCUCAAUUGUGCCACAUGAAAGUUUGAGUUUGGCGGUCUUGCAUCAAAUGAACCUUUGGACAUUACCCUCCAGCUUUGAGACGUCCUCAUUCACCUCAGCAGCACACUUUAAUACACCGGUCAGCCAUAACAUUAUGACCACCUGCCUAAUAUUGUAUAGGUCCCCCUUUUGCGGCCAAAACAGCCCUGACCUGUUGAGGCAUGGACUCCACUACACCUCUGAAGGUGUGCUGGGGUAUCUGGCACCAAGACGUUAGCAGCAGGUCCUUUAAGUCCUAUAAGUUGUGAGGUGGGGCCUCCAUGGCUCCAUAGCUUGUCUGUUGGCCAGUCAUCAAUGAGUCUUGGCCUCCCAUGACCCUGUCGCCGGUUCACCGCUUUUCCUUCCUUGGACCACUUUUGAUAGGUACUGACCACUGCAGGCCAGGAACACCCCAUAAGGGCUACAGUUUUGGAGAUGCUCUGACCCAGUCGUCUAGCCAUCACAAUUAGGCCCUUAUCAAAGUCCCUAAGAUCCUUACGCUUGCCCAUUUUUUCUGCUUCUAACACAUCAACUUUGAGGACUGAAUGUUCACUUGCUGCCUAAUAUAUCCCACCCACUGACAGGUGCCAUGAUAACGAGAUUAUCAGUGUUAUUUAUUUUACCUGUCAGUGGUCGUAAUGUUAUGGCUGAUCGGUGUAUGUCCGAAAUAUUACAUUUCCUUGGAUUCUGGAUUUGUUUCUUGCAGAAUACAUUUACUGACAUAUGUUUGCCUUAGUAUGUAUCAUUUAAAAUCUAUUUGAAUAACAGUUCUGAAUUUCUUGGCAGUCUGUACAGAACAUUCUGUUGUCUCAAUUACAGUCUGUACACAACAUUUCUAGUCUCAUCUUAGUCUAUAGAACAUUAAAAUUAUCUUGGUAGUCUAUAUAGAACAUUCUAUAUUCUCAUGUUUGGAAUAUGUUGGCCUGUGUAGGCAGACCAAACGGUGCCUUUCUCUGCAUGAAUGAAUAACAUAAUACGUUUCAUACUGCAAUGCACCACUUUAAGUGCCACAGUUUAUAAUUGUCCUAUUCAGUUCAAUAUGCUGCCUUUCGUGACCAAAAUGUGUUAUGUUCACCCUGGUUAUUAGCUCUGGUGUAAAUGAAACCUGCCUAAUUUUCUAAUGCAGGGCUGCCAAACCCUGUACCUGGAGAUCUGGCAAAAACUAAACUGUGAGAUGGCUGGGGGUCCCCAGGAGAGGGUUGAAGACCUAUGACCUACUGGACAGUAGAUCUCCAGGAACAGGGUUGGGCAGCCCUGCUCUAAUGGCUAGGCUAUGGAAUUUAAUGGGCAUUAUCACUACUGGUUCUUUGUAAAGGGUCCAACUUUUGAACAAAUUGACCUUGCUAACAAUGUCACCCAUUAAACCUACAGUUUUGUUUAUAGCUGUGUUAACUCCACCACGUAAAGGCGUCCACAGUGGUGCUCGUUUGGUUGAAAAGAUGUUUGUUUGAUACGUUCUGUCUUGCAGUGUUUCACAGUGCUGAUGCUCUUGUUUAGUUUCUAAAUGCUUUUUGGUACUUUUAAAGGUAAUGAAAAUAAAAUUUUAAUUGAUUUA
Messenger RNA from Esox lucius (northern pike), 4519 nucleotides. RefSeq names its product TNF receptor-associated factor 6 (gene traf6). The transcript is spliced from 9 exons. Bases 126 to 1805 code for a protein of 559 amino acids. Gene Ontology annotation, biological process: regulation of apoptotic process; interleukin-1-mediated signaling pathway; positive regulation of JNK cascade. The record is from RefSeq and is a predicted model, not a curated record. Gene Ontology annotation, cellular component: plasma membrane signaling receptor complex. Gene Ontology annotation, molecular function: ubiquitin protein ligase activity; tumor necrosis factor receptor binding; zinc ion binding. Lineage: Eukaryota; Metazoa; Chordata; Actinopteri; Esociformes; Esocidae.